Molecule: messenger RNA, 1048 nt
Organism: Acanthisitta chloris (rifleman)
Lineage: Eukaryota; Metazoa; Chordata; Aves; Passeriformes; Acanthisittidae
Product: plasma membrane calcium-transporting ATPase 3-like
Exons: 7
Biological process (GO): calcium ion transmembrane transport; regulation of cytosolic calcium ion concentration
Cellular component (GO): membrane; intracellular membrane-bounded organelle
Molecular function (GO): P-type calcium transporter activity; ATP binding; ATP hydrolysis activity
Source: RefSeq, a predicted model, not a curated record
CUUAGGUGCACCAAGAUCCUGGACAAGAACGGUGACCCCAGGGUGUUCAAGGUGAAGGACAGGGAUGAGAUGGUGAAGAAGGUGAUAGAGCCCAUGGCCUGCCAUGGGCUGAGGACCAUCUGCCUGGCAUUCCGGGACUUCCCUGCGGACUCUGAGCCCGACUGGGACAGCGAGAACGAGAUCCUGUCUGACCUGACCUGCAUUGCUGUGGUGGGGAUAGAGGACCCUGUGAGGCCAGAGGUGCCUGAUGCCAUCCUGAAGUGCCAACGCGCAGGGAUCACCGUGCGCAUGGUGACCGGGGACAACAUCAACACUGCCCGUGCCAUCGCCACCAAGUGUGGCAUCCUGCUGCCAGGGGAGGACUUCCUAUGCCUGGAGGGGAAGGAGUUCAACAGGCUCAUCCGCAACGAGAAGGGAGAGGUGGAACAGGAGCAGCUGGACAAGAUCUGGCCCAAGCUGCGUGUGCUGGCUCGUUCCUCUCCCACAGACAAGCACACCCUGGUGAAAGGCAUCAUUGACAGCACUGUUGGUGACCAGAGGCAGGUGGUGGCCGUGACUGGAGAUGGGACCAACGAUGGCCCAGCCUUGAAGAAGGCUGAUGUUGGCUUUGCCAUGGGCAUUGCAGGCACAGAUGUGGCCAAGGAGGCCUCGGACAUCAUCCUCACAGAUGACAACUUCACCAGCAUCGUCAAGGCUGUCAUGUGGGGCCGCAACGUCUACGACAGCAUCUCCAAGUUCCUGCAGUUCCAGCUGACAGUGAACGUCGUGGCUGUCAUCGUGGCCUUCACGGGCGCCUGCAUCACACAGGACUCUCCCCUGAAGGCUGUGCAGAUGCUGUGGGUGAACCUGAUCAUGGACACCUUCGCCUCCUUAGCCCUGGCCACGGAGCCACCGUCGGAGUCUCUGCUGCUGCGCAAACCCUACGGGCGCAACAAGCCGCUCAUCUCCCGCACCAUGAUGAAGAACAUCCUGGGCCACGCCGUGUACCAGCUCACCAUCAUCUUCACUCUGCUCUUUGCAGGGGAGAAGUUUUUUGACAUCGACAGUG